GCCUCUAUAGUUAUAUGCUAUAAAUGUAGGAGUUGGCGAAGCAAGUUUACAUAGCUCAAACUUGUCUACUAAUUACUACUCUAAUCCAAUUCCUCCUCCCAUGGCAUUUGGAAUGACUGAUAAAGAUAUUGAGAGUAUCAACAGGCGAAUGGCCUCUGUUUCCGGGCAUCUCAUUCCGGCCGGAUUCCACGACGGGAACGAUAACGUCGCCUUGUCCAAUUGCAGCUCCGGGAUGGAUGACACCUACCACCGCGUGCACGGUGAGGUUCCGACCUACAUUCCUCAAUGGAAGCCGGUAUUUGACGAUCCCGCCAACCCCUUCACCGAUAUUAUCUAUGAAAAAGCUGAAGGCAUUGCUAAGAUAACUAUAAAUAGGCCGGAGAGGAGAAAUGCAUUCCGACCUCAAACAGUGAAGGAGCUGAUGCGCGCGUUCAAUGAUGCUAGAGAUGAUAACUCUAUCGGAGUUAUUAUUUUCACGGGAAAGGGUACAAAGGCCUUUUGCAGCGGCGGUGACCAAUCAUUCAGGGGAAAGGAAGGUUACGCUGAUUAUGAUAGUUUCGGUCGACUAAAUGUUUUAGAUUUGCAGGUCCAAAUUCGUCGUCUCCCCAAACCAGUGAUUGCUAUGGUUGCAGGAUAUGCAGUUGGGGGUGGACAUGUGCUUCAUAUGGUCUGCGAUCUGACAAUUGCAGCAGAAAAUGCAAUUUUUGGCCAAACAGGGCCCAAGGUUGGAAGCGUCGAUGCUGGUUAUGGAGCUUCCGUAAUGGAUCGUUUGAUUGGUCCGAAACGAGCGCGCGAGAUGUGGUUUAUGGCAAGGUUUUACAACGCUGCUGAAGCAGACAAAAUGGGGCUUGUCAACACUGUCGUCCCUUUGGAGAAGCUGGAAGAGGAGACAGUUAAGUGGUGUAGAGAGAUCCUAAGGAACAGCCCCAUGGCGAUUCGCGUUGCCAAAUCUGCUCUGAAUGCCGUUGAUGAUGGCCAUUCUGGACUUCAGCAAAUGGGAGGAGAUGCGACCCUUCUCUUCUAUGGAACAGAGGAAGGCACGGAGGGGAAGAACGCCUACUUGCAGCGCAGGAAACCCGAUUUCUCCAGAUUUCCCCGUCUGCCUUGACUUUGCUCUACAAUCCAUGGAAUAAUGUUAAUGAGUUUUCUCGAGAGGGACUAUGUUCGUGUCGUCUUGUUUGUUUGGACUUGUCGAAUAACUAAUUUCCCUGUUCUAUGCUUCCUACUUUCUCAUUUCCGAUGGAGCCACUUUUUAUUUUCAUGUUACGCUCUCACAUCAUUAAAAUUUCAAAUGAAUUGUUCUGUUAAAUUUCUAUGUAUACCUGUGAUAAAUUUCUAUGUAUACCUGUGAUUGUUGAUGAUU
Salvia miltiorrhiza (redroot sage) is the source of this 1363-nucleotide messenger RNA. RefSeq names its product 1,4-dihydroxy-2-naphthoyl-CoA synthase, peroxisomal-like. The record is from RefSeq and is a predicted model, not a curated record. Gene Ontology annotation, biological process: menaquinone biosynthetic process. The coding region runs from base 101 to 1108 and encodes 335 amino acids. The transcript is spliced from 9 exons. Gene Ontology annotation, cellular component: cytosol. Gene Ontology annotation, molecular function: 1,4-dihydroxy-2-naphthoyl-CoA synthase activity. NCBI's taxonomy places the organism in Eukaryota, Viridiplantae, Streptophyta, Magnoliopsida, Lamiales, Lamiaceae.